AUGUUAUUUCGAAUAAGACUUACACUACAAAGAAGACAUUUCCAUUGCACAAGCUUACGAUUGAAUGAAGCUCUGGAUGUUCUGUUCUUUGGAACAGACGAGUUCAGCAGCCAAUCGCUGAUUUCAUUGAACAACUUAAAAAGACAGUGUCCUUCACUCAUAGACUCAAUAAGAGUGAUCACAAAACCACCAAAAUGGUGUGGGAGGAGAAGCUCAGUUCUGAAGACUCCUCCAAUAGUGAAUGUGUCAAAAACUUUAAAUCUUCCCAUUCCUAUUACUUGCAAUUCUAAACAAGAGAUCACUGAUAAAUUAUCUCCGCUGCUGAAUGAUAAAACCAUGAUAAUAACGUCGUCCUUUGGUGGGCUCAUACCGGAGUCCACAGUGAACAAUGUGCCCUAUACGCUCAAUGUGCACCCUUCGUUACUACCGAGGUACAAGGGAAGUUCACCCAUCCAGUAUACGCUACUCAACAAUGAUUUAGUCACCGGUGUCACAAUACAAACUUUACACCCAACUAUGUUUGAUGAUGGUGAAAUAAUUGCUCAAACGAAUGAGAUAAAUGUCAAAGAUCUACUCGAGCCUGAACCUGUACAAAAAAAUGGACCAUGGAAGACGUUGCUACUCAUGAAAAAGUUGGGUAUGAUUAGUGGCAAGUUGCUAAAUGAUGUUAUUACAAAUAAAACAUACGCCAAUAGGGGGAAAUUCCGUGACAAUGGAGGGGAAUAUGUAUUGAGUCUUGCACCAAAGAUAAAAGCCAGUGACAAACGUAUUGACUGGGGGAAACAUACUGCAAGAGAAAUAUGUAAUGCAAGAGACGUAUUUGGGUCACUGUAUACUUUCAAACUGGCACAGCCAAAGAGGCAAAAAGAUGCUGCCUUUAAAAGGGUUUUGCUCCAUGAGGUUGAAUUAACACCGAAUAUUCAAUGUAAUGAUGAACCAGGCACUUUUUAUUACGAUGAACCCAAUAACAGGAUAUUACUGAACUGUACUGGAAGCCCUUACAUGCUGGCAAUUGACAAGAUCCAAUUCGAGGGUUAUGCAAUAGAAACUUGCGAUCAGUUCAUGAAACGUCUGAGAAAACGGUGCGGGAACAUCUAUUCUCAGGAACAAAGGUUUAUUACAGGUUCAGACGAACUGUAA
Molecule: messenger RNA, 1140 nt
Organism: Kazachstania africana CBS 2517
Lineage: Eukaryota; Fungi; Ascomycota; Saccharomycetes; Saccharomycetales; Saccharomycetaceae
Gene: FMT1
Product: methionyl-tRNA formyltransferase
Exons: 1
Coding region: 1-1140 (379 amino acids)
Biological process (GO): biosynthetic process; conversion of methionyl-tRNA to N-formyl-methionyl-tRNA
Cellular component (GO): mitochondrion
Molecular function (GO): methionyl-tRNA formyltransferase activity
Source: RefSeq, a predicted model, not a curated record